AAAAAGCUUGCUUGCACUUUUGACCGUGAAAUAAACUCAUCCCAAAGUUGUUGGGCCGUUGAGAAGCGAGACGAGCUGGCGGUUUGGUUGCCGUUCCCCUUCUCCUCCCCGUGACAAAGCAUAAAUCAGGGAAACCAGAGAAUCGUGGGCCUCGGGAAGCCUCCGAAGACGGCGCUGGCCUCGGCCCUCCGCGGAGAAGGCUGGGGCGCUUUGAGGCCGCUCUGCAACCGAAGGGGGGAAAACCAAACCAAACCAAAAAAACAUGAGUUGUGUGCCAUGGAAGGGAGACAAGGCCAAAUCCGCGUCUGUGGAGCUGCCCCAGGCGGCGCCCCCGGAGAUCUACCACGAGAAGCAGCGCCGGGAGCUGUGCGCCCUGCACGCCCUCAACAACGUCUUCCAGGACGCCGAGGCCUUCACCCGGGAAACUCUGCAGGAGAUCUUCCAGAGGCUGUCCCCCAACACCAUGGUGACCCCCCAUAAGAAGGGCGUGCUGGGCAACGGGAACUACGACGUGAACGUCAUCAUGGCAGCCCUGCAGACCAAAGGCUACGAGGCGGUGUGGUGGGACAAGCGCAGGGACGUGGGCGCCAUGGCCCUCACCAACGUCAUGGGCUUCAUCAUGAACCUGCCGUCCAGCCUGUGCUGGGGGCCGCUGAAGCUGCCCCUCAAGCGGCAGCACUGGAUCUGCGUCCGCGAGGUGGGCGGCGCCUACUACAACCUGGACUCCAAGCUCAAGACACCCGAGUGGAUUGGCGGGGAGGGCGAGCUCAGGAAAUUUCUCAAACAGCAUCUGCGGGGGAAGAACUGUGAACUGCUGCUGGUGGUGCCCGAAGACGUGGAGGCCCGUCAGAGCUGGAGGGUGGACAUGUGACAGCUGCCGCGUCCCCAGCCAGACAUCUCAGCAGGCGGACCUCCGCUCAGACAGUGCAAUAGGACGGUGGGGACUGUGGCGAGCACCGACCAGCAUGACUGUUCCCGGGAAGGAGGGGAGGCGCGGGGCAAGCUCUGGGCGACCCUGUUCUCUCUGGAGGGGAGUAGGUGAGGGGAAUCCCUGUGUCCCUUCCUGUGCCCCCGUGCGAGCACUCUGGGGGGGGGUCCCCGCGCUGACCCGCCCACGCCCCCUCUCCCAGCACUGUGGGCUCUGAAGGUUUGGUGUGCCAGCCAGUUGGCUGGCCGGCUGUGAACGGGGGGGCCUCUCAGGAAACCAGUUCCAACCCCCGAAGCGGUACAGCAUGUAAUCUCCCUCCGGCCCUGGGCGCCAGCCCCGUUUUGAAAGGUGGUCCGAGGCCAAAGUUCUGCGAUGAGAUGUUCUCAGUUUCACAUGCCAGCUGGAUGGAUCCGGCAAGAUGCUGGUGUGACAGGGUGAGCUAAAGAGGCCUAGAGAGGCCGGACAGGGUCCCCCCCGGGCAGCCCUAGGAAUGGGCUGCCCGACCCCACCCCCUGCGGCUUUGCUACAUGGAUUAAGGGGGCUCUGGUAGGGUCUGAGGUACCAGGUGGCGGCUCUGCCCUCCGCAUCUGGACAGGUGGGCGAGGGUGGGGGGUGGGAAGAUGAGCGGCUCAGGAGAGGCCGAGAGUGGGCAGGUGGGGAGCCGCAGAGCCCCCAGGGGGGCUGGUCCCCAGCACGGUCAACUCCCCGUCAUUCCUUCACAGUGACUGAGGACUGACCCUCCCCUACCUCUUGAAAUUGCUGUAGGCCACUUUCCUCCUGUUCAGCGUGGGAAAGGACCCGGGCUGCAGCCGCCUCGGCCUGUCAGCCCGGGACACCUCAGUGUCCCGCAGGCCAGGGUGGUGGCCCCUUCGGGGUGGGGGAGGGGUUGCACAGGCGUGCCAGGCCCCAGCAAGCUUCACGGGGCGAAGCCUCGGCCUCCUCCCCGCCGUGACUGGAGUGCAUGUUUACACCAGCACUUUCUCUGCACAUGGAUCUUCAAUCCCACAAGGCCGUUUUUUUACGCUAAGAGGCCACCGGGCGGCCACCGCAUUCCAGCCUCACGGCAACUGGCCACAGUCUCUUCCGCACCCUUUUUCUACAGCAGCCCUGCUUGGCACCCCAGGGAGCUCCUGGCCCUGCACACUGACAUUCCAGCCACCACCAGCCCGCCAGCCCCAGGCAGCUUGCCGGCGGCGAGCAGCGUCCGGGGGAGCAAAGCCAUCUUCUGGGAAGAGGAGCGCAAACACUUCAGGGCUGGUUUCUGUUCACGUCCAAUCUGGUGCUUAGGACAGGGACCAGUGCCGACGCCCGCUUCCUUUCCGAGAGGGGCGGGCCUGACCCUGAUGCCCAAUAAAGGCAACCCUAGGCUUUUUGUUCUCGCUUUGGUUCCUUUUUUUUUUUUCGUUGGCCUUGUGCUGGGUUUGUUUACAGAAGAUGUAUUUUGUUUAACCAAAUAUUAAAAAUGAAAACUGUACAGAAA
Sorex fumeus (smoky shrew) is the source of this 2408-nucleotide messenger RNA. It is a transcript of the gene JOSD1, whose product is annotated as Josephin domain containing 1. Lineage: Eukaryota; Metazoa; Chordata; Mammalia; Eulipotyphla; Soricidae. Gene Ontology annotation, biological process: protein deubiquitination. Gene Ontology annotation, molecular function: cysteine-type deubiquitinase activity. The transcript is spliced from 4 exons. The record is from RefSeq and is a predicted model, not a curated record. Bases 263 to 871 code for a protein of 202 amino acids.